AUUGUUCAUUCAUUUUUGUAACAUAACAUCCUAUAUAAACACAUGUGGUAACGCCAAGCUGGUAGGCUAGCCAUAUAUUUCAAAAUUUUCAUUAGGGAAACAACGUAAUAUAAGAGAAGAAGAAGAGAAAGAGUUAUUUGCAGAGAAAUAGAGAAGAUUUUAGUUUUCAUUUGGCUAUGGCUACAAAAGGGUUCUUGAUUUAUCUGUUUGCAGGUUUUUCUGUGGCGGUUCUAUCAGUUUUCUUUGUCCAGAACUUUCAAGAUGGAAAAUUUACACCAAAAUUUUAUCAAAGUUCCAAUCUUUUGCAACGACCCAUUGGAUCUGAAGAUAAAGUUUGGCCGGAAUUGAAAUUUAGUUGGAGAAUUGUUGUGGCAACAAUAAUAGGAUUUUUGGGGUCAGCUUGUGGUACCGUAGGAGGUGUUGGUGGAGGUGGCAUUUUUGUUCCUAUGCUUACUUUGCUUCUUGGAUUUGAUACAAAAUCUGCUGCUGCUCUUUCCAAAUGUAUGAUAAUGGGGGCAUCAGCAUCAUCAGUAUGGUACAAUUUGAGGGUACCACAUCCAUGCAGAGAAGUACCAAUACUUGAUUAUGAUUUGGCUCUAUUAUUUCAGCCUAUGCUCAUGUUUGGCAUCACACUUGGUGUUUCUCUAAGUGUUGUCUUCCCUUAUUGGCUCAUCACUGUCCUCAUCAUCAUCCUCUUCAUGGGGACUUCAUCAAGAUCAUUUUUUAAAGCAAUUGAGAUGUGGAAAGAAGAAAGUAUUCUCAAGAAAUCAAUGGAAGAAGUUCCAGUUAAUUCACGUGGUGAACUUAUUGUUAUUGAUACAAUGUAUGAGCCACUGGUCCCUAGGGAGGAGAAAACACCACUGGAAAUUUUUAAGUUCAACCUUAAUUUGAAGAGAAUUAUGGUGCUCUUUCUAGUAUGGUUCAUAUUUCUGCUUCUUCAAGUGUUCAAGAACGAUCUAAUGGCUUGUUCUCCAUUGUACUGGGUGCUCAACUUACUACAGUUCCCAGUAGCAUUCGCAGUGUUUGGGUAUGAAUGUGCGAAAUUGUACAAGGAAAGCAAGAAGAGGAGACUAGAAGGGAAUACCCAGUCAAUAUGUGAGGCUGACAUUCAAUGGACUGCCACAAACCUUAUCUUCUGUGCCCUUUGUGGCAUAUUGGGAGGCACUGUUGGAGGAUUGCUUGGAUCUGGUGGUGGAUUCAUUCUUGGCCCUCUUCUUCUUGAGAUUGGAGUUAUCCCUCAGGUAGCUAGUGCAACAGCAACAUUUGUGAUGAUGUUUUCCUCAUCUUUAUCAGUUGUGGAGUUUUAUCUCCUCAAGAGAUUCCCAAUGCCUUAUGCUCUAUACCUAAUGAGUGUAUCUAUUGUUGCUGGCUUUUGGGGACAAUGCUUCAUUAGAAAACUUAUCGCAAUUUUAAAGAGAGCAUCACUCAUUGUAUUCAUACUUUCUGGUGUCAUUUUCGCCAGCGCUCUCACAAUGGGGGUGAUCGGGAUAGAGAAGAGCAUCAGUAUGAUACAUAACCAUGAGUUCAUGGGGUUCUUGGAUUUCUGCAGCAGUCAAUAAUUUGUGUAUUUCAACUAGCAAAUUAUUGGUGAACAAGAAUGGCACAGUUCAGUAAAGACUAUAAAAACAUACAUGUAAAGAGCAGCAGCAACAACAACAGAAGGGAUGGUGGCCAAUACAUUAUUGAACCAACCAUUUCAAGAAGUCAUUUUAUUAUAAUGUCCGUGAGUUAGCUAGCGCUAACGCCGGCCAAUACCACCUCUAUUUUCAUUUUUUCUUUUGGGUCGUAAAAUCUUGUGCUUGCUCUAUAGUUGUAUCUGAGUGUUAGCUAGCGCUAACACCAGAACUAUUUCUAUGGUUUGUGUCUGGGUGUUAACUAGCGCUAACACCAGCAUUAUUUGGUUAAUAUUCAUGUGUAUGUUAAUGGUUCUGUUCGAGGGUUAGCUAGCGCUAACGCCAACAGUCCCUACACCAAUACCAUUAGUAUUUCGCGAUGUUAUAGUGGUCACUUCAAUUGUUUUGGAAUGAAGUUUGUGAUUCUUCUAUUAAUUUUACUGUACAAUAGACUUAAUGUGGUCCGACCCUUUUUCAGAUUCCACAAUAGUAACAGUUUACUGCACCAGGCUGCUCUUCUUCCUUGACAAAAUCAAAAAGAUUUCUGUACUCAAAGAAGCAGAAAAAUCCUAAAUAAAUUCCAAGUACCAAUGUAAUGAGAAUAAUGUAAUUUCUUUGUACUGAUUA
Molecule: messenger RNA, 2240 nt
Organism: Nicotiana attenuata
Lineage: Eukaryota; Viridiplantae; Streptophyta; Magnoliopsida; Solanales; Solanaceae
Exons: 12
Coding region: 177-1559 (460 amino acids)
Biological process (GO): protein ubiquitination
Cellular component (GO): membrane; Cul4A-RING E3 ubiquitin ligase complex
Source: RefSeq, a predicted model, not a curated record